Messenger RNA from Populus trichocarpa (black cottonwood), 2223 nucleotides. RefSeq names its product bifunctional riboflavin biosynthesis protein RIBA 1, chloroplastic. Gene Ontology annotation, molecular function: 3,4-dihydroxy-2-butanone-4-phosphate synthase activity; GTP cyclohydrolase II activity. The transcript is spliced from 7 exons. Gene Ontology annotation, biological process: riboflavin biosynthetic process. Gene Ontology annotation, cellular component: chloroplast. The coding region runs from base 257 to 1933 and encodes 558 amino acids. NCBI's taxonomy places the organism in Eukaryota, Viridiplantae, Streptophyta, Magnoliopsida, Malpighiales, Salicaceae. The record is from RefSeq and is a predicted model, not a curated record.
CAACCACACAAAACUGAAACGACCAGUCAUCUUCUGUUUUCAAUUAUCUUUCGGUUUUGCUUCGGGGCGGUGGUGAUGAUGAUUACGAGUUAAAAAGCUAACAACUUUGAUUGCAUUUGCAAGGAUUUCCUUCUUAGGUUCCUUAACUUUUUCCUUGUUUAUCUGUUUUUGAUGUUUAAAGGACUUGCCUUUUAGUGGGUUUGUUAGUUUUUUGCGUGUCUUUCUGUGUGUUUGGCAAAAGAAACGAGCUUUGAAGAUGGCUUCUGUUAAUCUCUACAGUUCCUCCUUGUCAUCCUCUCGUUUACAAGGUCGCUACACUGGUCUGCAUUGUGUGUGUCCAUUCAUGGGAAGAGGGCACCUUACCUGUCUGGGAUAUGGUAACCUUGGAAAAAAAGUGUGCUUUAGUUUCAAACGUGAUGGUAGAGGUAGGGCUAGAGCCUCUUUGAUAUCUGGAGAGGGUGAUGUGCUAUCUUAUCCCAAUGAUAAUGUAGUUUCGGGCCAGGAUAAGUUUGUGAAUCAAUCACCUGCGAUUGAGUUACAACCUGAUGCUACAGGUUUUGGAACAUUAUCAGCGGAAAUAACUCCCACCACUGCUGGUUUCUUAGCUGCUAAUGAUGAAUAUGACCUUGAUCGUCCUACAGAAGGAUUUGCUUCGAUCCCAGAGGCCAUUGAGGAUAUUCGUCAAGGAAAGUUAGUAAUUGUUGUUGAUGAUGAAGACAGAGAAAAUGAGGGGGACUUUAUAAUGGCAGCGUCAAAGGCAACACCAGAAGCUAUGGCAUUUAUUGUCAAGCAUGGGACUGGUAUAGUGUGUGUGAGCAUGAAAGCAGAAGAUUUAGAUAGGUUGGAGCUUCCGUUAAUGGUAACUCAUAAGAAAAAUGAGGAAAAACUGUGCACUGCAUUCACUAUAUCAGUGGAUGCAAAAUGUGGCACAACAACAGGUGUCUCAGCUCGUGACAGGGCAAUAACUGUACUGGCUCUUGCCUCCAAAGAUUCAAUACCUGAAGAUUUCAAUCGCCCAGGCCAUAUUUUCCCACUCAAGUACAGGGAGGGUGGUGUUCUAAAAAGAGCUGGACACACGGAAGCCUCAGUUGAUCUUACAAUGCUGGCUGGGUUGGAGCCUGUUGCUGUUUUAUGCGAAAUAGUGGAUGAUGAUGGCUCUAUGGCAAGAUUACCAAGGCUUCGUCAAUUUGCACAAGCAGAAAACUUAAAAAUCAUUUCAAUUGCUGAUCUAAUCAGAUAUAGGAGGAAAAGGGAUAGAUUGGUGGAGCUGGCUGCUGCUGCUCCAAUACCCACAAUGUGGGGGCCAUUCAAAGCCUACUGUUAUAGGUCAUUGCUGGAUGGGAUCGAGCAUAUUGCAAUGGUUAAAGGUGAAAUUGGGGAUGGGAAAGAUAUUCUUGUGCGGGUACAUUCUGAGUGCCUCACUGGCGACAUUUUUGGAUCAGCUAGAUGUGAUUGUGGGAAGCAGCUAGCGCUUGCAAUGAAGCAAAUUGAGGCAGCUGGCAGGGGUGUUCUGGUGUAUCUUCGUGGACAUGAAGGUAGAGGAAUUGGCUUGGGUCACAAGCUCCGUGCUUACAACCUACAAGAUGAUGGACGAGACACAGUUGAAGCCAAUGAGGAGCUUGGUUUACCUGUUGAUUCUCGAGAAUAUGGCAUUGGUGCACAGAUACUAAGAGAUCUGGGUGUUCAUACAAUGAAACUGAUGACAAAUAAUCCAGCAAAAUAUGUUGGGCUCAAAGGCUAUGGUUUGGCAGUUGCAGGCAGGGUCCCCCUGUUGACACCAAUAACCAUGGAGAACAGGAGAUAUCUGGAAACUAAGCGAGAAAAAAUGGGGCAUGUAUAUGGUUCGGAUAUUAAUGGCCAUGUAAAUGGUCCUAUCAGCAAAAACAACAAUUCAACCAGUGGCAGCCCAUCUGAUGGUUCAUCCAAGGCAUGAGUGCUUCCUUCAGGUCUGUUCAAGGGAGCAGAGCGAAAUAAACCGUAAGAUCCAAAAUCUUUUUCUCAUGAAAGACCAUUCUUUGCUGCCCUUGCAUUAUUUACCUGUAUUCCGUUUUUUUACAAUGUAAAUAAUUCUCGAAUGAUUUUUUUCCUUGUGGUGAAGUAAGAGGAUGCAGUUUUAUUUCAUAUUAUUGUAAUAAACACAGAAUCAAGUUCCAUUUGAGGCUCUAUCUACCUUGAACUGUUCAACGAGAAAUUAUAUAAAAUAAAAGUUUCACGAAGAACAAA